GCUCCGGACGCUGGCUGCGCGGCUGCGCACUACUGCCGCCGCUGUCGCCGGGGUGAGAGGAGUGGACGCGAUGGCAGGGCCCGCGUGGAUCUCCAAGGUCUCUCGGCUGCUGGGGGCAUUCCACAACCAAAAACAGGUGACCAGAGGUUUUGCUGGUGGUGUUAAGACAGUAACUUUAAUUCCAGGAGAUGGAAUUGGCCCAGAAAUUUCUGCUGCAGUUAUGAAGAUUUUUGAUGCUGCCAAAGCACCUAUUCAGUGGGAGGAGCGAAACGUCACCGCCAUUCAAGGUCCGGGAGGAAAGUGGAUGAUCCCUCCAGAAGCCAAAGAGUCCAUGGAUAAGAACAAGAUGGGCUUGAAAGGCCCUUUGAAAACACCAAUAGCUGCUGGGCACCCAUCUAUGAAUUUAUUGCUGCGUAAAACAUUUGACCUUUAUGCAAAUGUCCGACCAUGUGUCUCAAUCGAAGGCUAUAAAACCCCUUACCAUGAUGUAAAUAUUGUGACCAUUCGAGAGAACACGGAAGGAGAAUACAGUGGAAUUGAGCAUGUGAUCGUGGAUGGAGUUGUGCAGAGUAUCAAGCUCAUCACCGAGGCGGCGAGCAAGCGCAUUGCGGAGUUUGCCUUUGAAUACGCGCGGAACAACCACCGGAGCAACGUCACGGCCGUGCAUAAAGCCAACAUCAUGCGAAUGUCAGAUGGGCUUUUUCUGCAAAAAUGCAGGGAAGUUGCAGAAAACUGUAAAGAUAUUAAAUUUAAUGAGAUGUACCUUGAUACAGUAUGUUUGAAUAUGGUCCAAGACCCAUCCCAGUUUGAUGUUCUUGUUAUGCCAAAUUUGUAUGGAGACAUCCUUAGUGACCUGUGUGCGGGAUUGAUUGGAGGUCUCGGUGUGACACCAAGCGGCAACAUUGGAGCCAAUGGCGUUGCAAUCUUCGAGUCGGUUCACGGGACCGCCCCGGACAUCGCGGGCAAGGACAUGGCCAACCCCACGGCCCUCCUGCUCAGCGCCGUGAUGAUGCUGCGCCACAUGGGGCUUUUUGACCACGCCGCAAAGAUUGAGACGGCAUGUUUUGCUACAAUUAAGGAUGGAAAGAGCUUAACCAAAGAUUUGGGAGGCAAUUCAAAAUGCUCAGACUUCACAGAAGAAAUCUGUCGGCGAGUAAAAGAUUUAGAUUAAGGCUUCUACAGAUGGUAUCUGCAUCAGUCACUCCUAGCGGACGCUUAUCUGCAUCAGUCACUCCUAGUGGACGCCACAUCAGCCUGCGUUAGAAUACUUCUCAUUAUGUAUGCAUUUAUGCAUUUGUUGCUUGUUUCUUGACAGAGUACAUUUUUAGACCUGGCCUUUUUCUUAACAAAACUGUGCAGAGGAUGCAGGUAAUGUCCCUAGACCUGCUUUCAAAGGACUUCUUCCAAGUGCUUGUUUUAUUUAUUAAAUGUCUAUCUGCUAUACAUUUUUUGUAAACUCUCAAGUGAACUGUUAUCAUUUGCUGUUGUUAACCAUUUUAUGCUUCAGUUAAAAUAGUUUUUCUUUCACUGUAAAUAUCAUGAUACAGAAAUACUAAGAGAAAACAUCUAACUUUUUAAAGAAAAACACUGAUAUUCUUGGUUUACGAAAAAUAUAAUGGAGAUAAAGUAGAAUGUUGGCAUAAUAGCACGAGAGGAUAUUCUUAUAAAACUGAAUGGGCACAAGAGAAAUUUCCUGGGAAAGUUUACAUCAAAAACAGUGAAUAUGGUAUAUUUCUUAGCGAUAUGGAAAGUAAAGACUAAUUUGUACUUUACAUGAAUUACUGAGUAUGAAUAAAGACUUCGGAUGGGAGAAAUA
Messenger RNA from Cervus elaphus (red deer), 1816 nucleotides. It is a transcript of the gene IDH3A, whose product is annotated as isocitrate dehydrogenase (NAD(+)) 3 catalytic subunit alpha. Gene Ontology annotation, molecular function: isocitrate dehydrogenase (NAD+) activity; NAD binding; magnesium ion binding. The record is from RefSeq and is a predicted model, not a curated record. Gene Ontology annotation, cellular component: mitochondrion. The transcript has 11 exons. The coding region runs from base 71 to 1171 and encodes 366 amino acids. Gene Ontology annotation, biological process: isocitrate metabolic process; tricarboxylic acid cycle. NCBI's taxonomy places the organism in Eukaryota, Metazoa, Chordata, Mammalia, Artiodactyla, Cervidae.